Pestalotiopsis fici W106-1 is the source of this 972-nucleotide messenger RNA. RefSeq lists its product as uncharacterized. Gene Ontology annotation, molecular function: 3'-5'-DNA exonuclease activity. The record is from RefSeq and is a predicted model, not a curated record. Gene Ontology annotation, cellular component: cytosol. Lineage: Eukaryota; Fungi; Ascomycota; Sordariomycetes; Amphisphaeriales; Sporocadaceae. The transcript has 2 exons. The coding region runs from base 1 to 972 and encodes 323 amino acids.
AUGGAUCUUACUGGACUGCCCCAGGCGGCACCCUCAAGGCCCGAGAACAAGUUGCGUUAUGCAGAUGUAGCCGUCACACCAACAGCGAAAGAGUUUGCGGGCAUCUAUCGAGGAAAACAAUACCAUGAACCAGACUUUACCAACACGCUGGACCGGGCAUGGGAUGCGGGAGUAGAAAAGGUCAUGCUCACUGGAAUGUCGGUGACCGACGUCUCGUCCAACCUGGCAAUCGCCAAGUCGCGACCUCCAAACUCUUGCUUUGUCACCAUGGGGGUGCAUCCCUAUAAUGCCGGCGAACCUGGUCCCGCGGGAUCAGAGUACUAUGACAAACUGGGGCAAGCCAUCAGGGACGCCCUAGCGGAGCCAGUGCCUCUGAUCAAGGCAUACGGAGAAUUGGGUCUGGAUUAUGACCGUCUCGUUCAUGCAGACAAGGAGACACAGAUUGCCACGUUCAAGGCGCAACUGGACAUGGUUAUCAAGGAGAAAUGGGAUCUGCCUCUGUUCCUCCACUGCCGCGCUGCAUUUGACGACUUUGUGGACAUCAUCAGCCCUUACCUGGAAAAACUACCACGGCGCGGGCUGGUACACAGCUUUGUCGGCACGCGCGCUCAAAUGGAGAAACUUGUUGACCUGGGAUUCGACGUGAGCGUGAAUGGGUUCAGCUUUCAGGACCGAGAGAGCUUGGACAUGGUGGCGGCGAUUCCACUGGAGAAGCUGCAGAUUGAAACCGACGCCCCGUGGGGUGAGAUCAAGGCCACGUCCGACAUUGCAAAGCGGUACUUGGUGAAUGCGGCUCCUGCACCGCUGAGCAAAAAGAAGGAUAAAUGGGAUCCCAAGUACAUGGUCAAGGAGCGCAACGAGAGUAAUUCCAUGGAAAAGGUUGCCUUGAUUGUGGCAGGGCUCAAGGGGAUUAGUGUAGAGCAAGUCGCAAAUACAGCAUGGCAGAAUAGUGUCGACAUGUUUAAUUUGUAG